Molecule: messenger RNA, 3834 nt
Organism: Penicillium maclennaniae
Lineage: Eukaryota; Fungi; Ascomycota; Eurotiomycetes; Eurotiales; Aspergillaceae
Gene: cwh41
Product: mannosyl-oligosaccharide glucosidase
Exons: 11
Coding region: 1-3834 (1277 amino acids)
Biological process (GO): protein N-linked glycosylation; oligosaccharide metabolic process
Cellular component (GO): endoplasmic reticulum membrane
Molecular function (GO): oxidoreductase activity; Glc3Man9GlcNAc2 oligosaccharide glucosidase activity
Source: RefSeq, a predicted model, not a curated record
AUGUCGGUCGCCGGAGAUCGUCGCGAGAUUGUCAUUGUUGGUGGUGGCAUCAUUGGAUGCUGCUCUGCAUACUAUCUUACCAGACACCCUUCUUUUGACCCAUCGCGUCAUAAGAUCACACUCCUCGAAGCCUCUGACAUUGCAGGCGGGGCAUCUGGCAAGGCGGGCGGACUUCUCGCGCAAUGGGCUUAUCCGAGCAACAUCGUCGAUCUGAGCUUUGCACUACACGCGGAACUUGCCGAGGAACACGAUGGAAAGAACCGCUGGGGAUACAGAGAGACGAAUUGUGGUCAGGUCGUCGUCAAAGGCCGUGCCAUGACCGAAAAGACCGAGAAGAAAGAGGGUGGAGAAUCGCUGCAAAAGCGCAGCACAGCUGCAAUCUCGAAGCUCAAGUCUGCCAAGAUCCCACAGGAUCUGGACUGGAUUCAACCUGACCUUAUGCGAGCCUAUGAGAGCAUGAGCGGACCGGGAGAAACUGCGCAAGUUCAUCCUUAUCUUUUCACCUUGUCGAUGGCGAAGCUGGCUCAGGAAAAGGGCGCCGAGAUCAUUCUCGGACAUGUCACAAAUAUUUCUCGUCCUGACGGUGUCGUCGAGUCAGUGACGUAUACCGACAAAGAGUCUGGAGAAUCGCGCACAAUUCCGGCUACCGAUGUAAUCGUUGCUGCUGGUCCUUGGACGCAGGCUGUCCUUCCCGAAGCUCCAAUUUCAGCUGCGCCGGAGAUCUAUGCUCGGCCUGAUGACACUGUAUAUGCAUGCGGUGAAGGUGAUAAAGAAGUUCCGCUGCCCAAGACAUCUGCUGAAGUUGAGGUGGACCCUGAGCACAUCCAGGAUAUCAUUGACCAGGUGGGCAGCGUGUCGGAUGAACUUCGUGAUGGCGAAGUUACCACCCGCCAAGCUUGUUACCUUCCCAACUGCACUGGACCCGGAGGCCCUUUAAUCGGCCUGACUCACGACAAGGGGCUCUAUCUCGCCUCUGGCCACACCUGCUGGGGUAUUCAAAACGGGCCGGGAACUGGCAAGGUCAUAAGCGAGUUCGUAUUUGAAGGACAAGCCAAGAGUGCGAAGAUCGGAUCACUUGAUCCUCGUAACCAGCUCAUGAUGCAUCAUCUCAGCAUUUCCGUUCUAGUCGCAUCGCUACUGUAUGCGGUUGGGAUCUUUGCAAGCCAAGAUCCCAACGAUGUAUCCAUCUUGGUCAAAGAGGCCGCGCGCGCUAACAACGAAUCGCUGCUAUGGGGUCCCUACAAGCCAAAUCUCUACUUCGGUGUUCGCCCUCGGAUCGCCAACAGCUUAGCUGCUGGGUUGAUGUGGGCCAAGGUCGAUGAUUAUGCGACCGCGCAGCAGAACUUUAGGCACACCUGCGAACAAAAUGAAGGCAUGGCUGGAUAUGGCUGGGACGAAUACGAUAUUCGGAAGGGUGGAAGACAGACCAUCCACGAUGCAGGAAACACACUUGACCUUACGAUUGAUUUCGUCAAGGUGUCUGGCGGCCAGCAUGGCGGUAGCUGGGGAUUCCGUGUGAAGGGUACCCCUCGUAAAGAUGGUAGCCCUAACCAGCCGACCUCGAUGGUUUUCUACACAACUCUCGAGGGGCUGGGCUACACUUCUGAGCUGGGAGAUUUCUCUAUCGAUGUCACCGACGGGCCGGACAGCAACGAGUACUACACGCACGACCACCGCAGUCAAGAAGACAAGCCUCUGGGCCACGGAAUCGUGUCUAGUGGUAUGAUGCCCCAGGAGCACCUCUGGCAGGCAAAGGGCAUUCUAUUCUCCCAGAUGAAGACCGAGGUUGAGGAUGUUAUCAAUGAACUCGGCACCGAAAACCCGCCGCCCCCCGCACAGCUGUUCACGGUUAAGCAUGCACCCGGCAGUGGCAAUGUUCACCUUGUUCAGAAGGUCUUUACGGGUGCUUUUGAAUUCGAUGUCCUUUUCUCCUCUUCCUCGUCGCCUGAGCCGAUGACCUCGGAGAAGUUGACGAAGCAGCUGGAAGCCUCCACAUUGUCGUUCUCUGAGCGUUUCAACCAGGUUUUGGCACCCCAGGCUCCCUUUGAUUCAGCCAAGUACUCGAAAUUCUCGAAGGCCAUGCUGUCUAACCUCAUUGGUGGCAUCGGUUUCUUCCAUGGUGACGAUGUUAUUGACCGGUCCGCCCAUCCGGCAUAUGAGGAGGAAAACGAAGGUUUCUGGGAAGAGACGGCCGAGGCUCGCGCUGCCGCGAAACCCGUCAUUGGUUCUCCCAAAGAUCUGUUCACAUGUGUUCCUUCACGCCCAUUCUUCCCUAGAGGCUUCCUCUGGGAUGAGGGAUUCCAUCUGAUGCCCGUCAUGGAGUACGACUCUGACCUUGCUCUUGAGAUUAUCAAGAGCUGGUUCCACCUGAUGGACGAAGAUGGCUGGAUUGCUCGCGAGCAAAUCCUUGGAAUGGAAGCUCGCAGCAAGGUUCCCCCCCGAGUUCACGCCUUUAUGGACAAGGCUAAGAGCAACAGGAGUACUCAAUUCGAAUCCCUUGACAGCCACGAUGUCGCCGAAAAUCUUCGCUCUGCUACUCUGCGUAGCCCUGAAGUUUCCGAGGCCUAUCUCCGUUCAUUCUACCCGCUCAUGAAGAGACACUACUUCUGGUACCGCAACACCCAGCGUGGCGACAUCAAGUCCUACGACCGCGAAGCUUUCUCUACCAAGGAAGGCUACCGCUGGCGUGGACGCUCCGUCCAGCACAUCCUGACUUCCGGUAUUGAUGACUACCCCAGAGCCCAGCCUCCGCAUCCCGGUGAGCUGCAUGUCGAUCUCAUUAGUUGGAUGGGUAUGAUGAGCCGCACCAUGCGUCGUAUUGCGGAGUACUUGGGCGAGGAAGAGGACAUGGAGGAAUUCGCAUACUACGAGACUGCCAUUACUCGCAACAUUGACGAUCUUCACUGGAGCGAAAAAGAACAGACUUUCUGUGACGCUACCAUUGAUGAAUUUGAGGAAAGCGUGCAUGUUUGCCACAAGGGCUACAUCUCCCUCUUCCCCUUCCUGACCGGCCUGCUUGGACCCGACAGCCCCCAUCUCAAGCCUGUUCUGGACUUGAUCAACGAUCCGGAGGAGCUGUGGUCCAACUACGGUAUCCGCAGUUUGAGUAAAAAGGACGAAUUCUACGGUACCGAUGAGAACUACUGGCGAAGCCCCGUCUGGAUAAACAUUAACUACCUGGUGCUGACGAAUCUUUAUGACAUUGCCAUCGUUCCCGGUUCUCACCAGGAGCAAGCUCGCGAAAUGUACUCCAAGCUCCGUAAGAAUUUGGUCGAAAAUGUCUACAGAGAAUGGAAAGAGACUGGUUUCGCUUGGGAGCAGUACAAUCCUGAUACUGGCAAGGGACAGCGCACGCAGCACUUUACCGGCUGGACCAGUAUGGUGGUGAACAUGAUGUCGAUGCCCGAUCUUGCUGAGGGUGCUAGCACCGGUCAUGACGAGCUUGCCGACGGUAGUUCUUAUCUCGAUCCGCACGACGCUCCGGAUCUCGCCGAUGUUCACGCUGUCUUGAUUCGGAUCGUCCGAGCUCAUCGCCCUCUCGGUAUCUACGACGUUCAGAGUCUCGCCGGCGCUCGUGUGAAGAUCUACGAGGGCGGUCUUCACGACUAUCCUCCCCGUGUCUGCGCUCGUCGUGACGGGUCCGCUCCUGGCACCUGCGCUCGCCUUCGUGCUUCCGCGCAUCGCUGUGUGGCCUUCGUAAUUCAUCUCGGUCUCGUGAGCCGUGGCGGUGUCUGCGGUGAUGGCGGUCCCUUUCCCGAUCCUGAUCUCGAUGACUCCUGUGUUCUCUCUGUCGGCGAGGACUGCGACUACGUUCAUGUCUGUGCCGUCGACUAG